UUCCAUGGGGUCGCAAAGAACACAACUAAGGCCUAACUAUUUCAGAUUUCAAUACAAAGCAUCCCAGGAGCGCACAUUCUCCUCUCGGUUCCUUUCUUCCCACUUAGAUUCAGACCUCAUCCUUUAUCACCUGGGCCAUCUCAUCACCCUCUUACCUGGUCUCUCUGCUUCCAGACUCACUCCCCUUGACUCAUGCCAUCCCUCCCACACCCAGAACCUCUCUCAAAUGCAGGCCAGGCCCUGCCCCAUCCAGGUAGGGGCUUCACGUUCUCUGGGGUCAUAUCUCAGAUCUGGGGUCGUGGACCUUCCACGGUUGAGCACUACACAGCCCCCUUGAGACUGUCUUCUGUUGUCUCCUCCAUCACACACUCUCGCCCUUCAAACAUCCCUAAGGAUACCCAGAGGCAAAGCAAGUAUAAAGUGAGUUUAGGUUACCUCCUAGGGAGUACAGGCAGGCCAAGAAUGAGGGAAAGAGGCCAGAGCCAUGGCAUCUCUGGGGACCCUGGGAAUGAGGUGCCUGAGUGGCAUCAGGGUCUCUGCCUAGGGACAUGGGACCAUCUGUGCCCUCCUUGCUGGUUCUGAGUCACAGCUCAGGCUGGGUAUCUGUGUGGGAGAGGAAAGAGCCUAUCCACAGACUCCCCCUGCAGAGCUGACGAUUAGCAAUUAACCAGGAGGAAUCUCCGGGAUGAAGUUAAUUGGGGGAGAGGGGAGGGAAGCUAGGAUUCUAGGGACUUUGCCCUUGACCCAAAGGUAUAAAGCCAGCUUCUCCUGAGGCUCCUAGGGCUUUCCUGAGCUGCUGGGCAGGAGCUGAAACACAGAACACCAAGGCCCACAGUGUGCACUUGAGAUGAUAUCUUACGGAGAGAAUCUGGGGGGCCGGGCUGUCUCCCCACUCCCAGUCCGUGGGGGGCACAUGAUGCAUGGAGCGGCCUUUGCCUACGUGCCCAGCCCACAGGAACCUGGAUUGACCCAGAAGCUGCGCCGGGCUGGUGUGACACUCCUCAAGGUGCCACUGAUGCUUUCCUUCCUCUACCUCUUCGUCUGCUCCCUGGACGUGCUCAGCUCAGCCUUCCAGCUGGCUGGAGGGAAGGUGGCUGGCGACAUCUUCAAGGACAACGCCAUCCUGUCCAACCCGGUGGCGGGCCUGGUGGUGGGGAUCCUGGUGACUGUGCUGGUACAGAGCUCAAGCACCUCCACGUCCAUUGUGGUCAGCAUGGUCUCCUCCGGCCUGCUGGAGGUGAGCUCUGCCAUCCCCAUCAUCAUGGGCUCCAACAUCGGCACCUCCGUCACCAACACUAUCGUGGCCUUGAUGCAGGCGGGGGACAGAACUGACUUCCGGCGGGCCUUUGCGGGGGCCACCGUACACGACUGCUUUAACUGGCUGUCAGUUCUGGUGCUGCUGCCCCUGGAGGCUGCCACGGGGUACCUGCACCACAUCACUCGACUUGUGGUGGCCUCCUUCAACAUCCGUGGCGGCCGUGACGCCCCUGACCUGCUCAAGAUCAUCACAGAGCCCUUCACUAAGCUCAUCAUCCAGCUGGACAAGUCUGUGAUUACCAGCCUUGCCUCGGGGGACGAGUCCCUGAGAAACCACAGUCUCAUCCGGGUUUGGUGUUACCCAGACCCCACAGAGGUUCCUACUCCUAUGCCCAGGGCAGAGGCCAACACCAGCUGGAUGCUCAGAAAUGCCACCCUGGAGAAAUGCAACCACAUCUUUGUGGACACGGGGCUGCCUGACCUAGCUGUGGGGCUCAUCCUGCUGGCUGGCUCCCUGGCACUCCUGUGCACCUGUCUCAUCCUCCUUGUCAAGAUGCUCAACUCUCUGCUCAAGGGCCAGGUGGCCAAGGUCAUUCAGAAGGUUAUCAACACUGACUUUCCCACCCCCUUCACCUGGGCCACAGGCUACUUUGCCAUGGUGGUAGGGGCCAGCAUGACCUUUGUCGUCCAGAGCAGUUCUGUGUUCACCUCAGCCAUCACCCCACUCAUCGGCCUCGGUGUGAUCAGCAUUGAGCGUGCCUACCCGCUCACACUGGGCUCCAACAUUGGUACCACCACCACGGCCAUACUGGCUGCCCUGGCCAGCCCCCGGGAGAAGCUGUCCAGUGCUUUCCAGAUUGCCCUCUGCCACUUCUUCUUCAACAUCUCUGGCAUCCUGCUGUGGUACCCUGUGCCCUGCACGCGCCUGCCUAUCCGCAUGGCCAAGGCGUUGGGCAAACGCACGGCCAAGUAUCGCUGGUUCGCCGUCCUCUACCUCCUCCUGUGCUUCCUGCUGCUGCCCUCGAUGGUGUUUGGGCUCUCCAUGGCAGGCUGGCGGGCUAUGGUAGGUGUGGGCGCACCCUUCGGGGCCCUGCUGGCCUUCGUGGUACUUGUCAGUGCGCUGCAGCGUCGCAGCCCCGGGUGCCUGCCCAAGUGGCUGCAGACGUGGGACUUCCUGCCCCUGUGGGUGCACUCCCUGAAGCCCCUGGACCGCCUCAUCACCCGUGCCACCCUGUGCUGCGCCAGGCCUGAGCCCCGCUCACCCCCACUGCCCGCCAGGGUCUUCCUGGAGGAACUGCCCCCCGCCACACCCUCCCCCCGCCUUGCCAUGCCCCAUCACCACGAUGCCACCCGUCUCUAGGCUCCAGCCCAGAUGGCUGCCUGGGGCCAGAAGGAGCCUGUGUCUGAGAUGCCCAGGGUGGAAGGGCAGAGGGGUGCGUCUGGGCAUGUGCCGGUGCUUGUACAGGUCCUGGGAGGUCUCGGCUUGUGCGGCUGAGAGUGAGUGUAUGUGCGCGUGUGGGGGGGCCGCAUGCCAACUGCAAGGUAUCUGGGUAUGAUUGUGAGUCCUUUGCAGAUGUAUUUGGAAGCCUGCACUUGUGUCCCUGUGUACACACAACUCUGACUAGGCUGGGUGGGAGUGAGGGUGAGUCUGUGUAUGUGACCUACAGCUGUUUGCUAGGGCACAGAUGUGGGUGCCUGAUUCAUUGCUUGAAUUCUCACCCCCUCCCUGCCACCUUCCUUCCUCCAUGGUACCAUUCUCCUCAUCCUCACCCAGGGUUUCUGCAUCUCCGCUACAAGGCCCUUCCUAACACUGCCUGAUUAAAAAGAAAAGAAAGAAAUGAAACUCUCAUUGUGCACUUGGAAAUCUGCUUGUUCUCCAUCUGGAGAGGAGGAACAGAUCAUGGUUUGGGGCUCAGCAGUACUGUCCCCCCUCCGAAAGAGACCCUGCUGUGCCCUGGGAAAGCCAGCCGACAAGCUCUCCCCAACAACCCUCCUGACCCUGCCUAAUGAAUCCAAUCCACAAUUCAAACUCCCUGGAGGCCCCUUGAGGGCUACCUUAAGGCAAGUGGAAGGAGGGCUCUGUGC
This is a messenger RNA of Capra hircus (goat), 3342 nucleotides long. It is a transcript of the gene SLC34A1, whose product is annotated as solute carrier family 34 member 1. Lineage: Eukaryota; Metazoa; Chordata; Mammalia; Artiodactyla; Bovidae. The transcript is spliced from 12 exons. Gene Ontology annotation, cellular component: brush border; apical plasma membrane; vesicle. Gene Ontology annotation, molecular function: sodium:phosphate symporter activity. Gene Ontology annotation, biological process: sodium-dependent phosphate transport; intracellular phosphate ion homeostasis. The record is from RefSeq and is a predicted model, not a curated record. The coding region runs from base 848 to 2617 and encodes 589 amino acids.